AUGUCCUUCGAUCCUCACAAUGUCGACCUGGAUACAGUUGACGCUGCCCAAAUUGUUUGCUACCUUAAUGCAGGGGAAAACGAAUACAAUGGCCAACUAGGCGCCCGGAUAUCCGCCAUCUUCGUGAUUCUCAUCUGCUCCUCAGCAGCGACCUUCUUCCCCGUCCUAGCACAACGCGCACCACGCCUACGCAUCCCUAUCUACGCCUAUCUCUUUGCAAAAUACUUCGGUGCCGGAGUCAUCAUCGCAACAGCCUUCAUCCACCUCCUCGAUCCCGCAUACGCCGAAAUCGGUGGCAACUCCUGCGUCGGACUGACAGGCCACUGGGGAGAUUACGCAUGGUGUCCCGCGAUUGUAUUGACAUCGCUAAUGGUUGUCUUCCUCUUGGACUUCGGCGCCGAGCGCUGGGUCGAGAUCAAGUACGGUAUCUGUCGCGAAGACCCAGAGCCCAUGAUGGCGAGUGGCGUUGAAGUGCGUCGUACAGACUCGCGUGCUUCGGCAAGCCACUCAGGUGACAAACAAGUCAAGGAGAUCGAGUCGCAGACACAGGAGCUGGCGAUCGAGCGCUCGGUCAAGCAGCAGAUUGCCGCGCUGUUGAUUUUGGAAUUCGGUGUUAUCUUCCACUCUGUCAUUAUUGGUCUCAACCUCGGUGUUGCCGGUGAUGAAUUUGCUACACUUUACCCUGUGCUCGUUUUCCAUCAGACGUUUGAGGGACUUGGUAUCGGGGCGCGCAUGUCGAGUAUCCCAUUCAAGAAGGGAAGCUGGUUGCCUUGGUUCUUGUGUGCUGCUUAUGGACUGACGACCCCGAUUUCCAUUGCUAUUGGUCUUGGCGUACGCACAACUUAUAACCCUGGCUCUUUCACUGCUAAUGUUGUGUCCGGUGUGCUGGACUCUAUCUCGGCUGGGAUCUUGCUAUACACUGGUCUUGUUGAACUGCUUGCUCGUGAUUUCUUGUUCGACCCUCACCGCACUCAGGAUAACAGGCGGUUGACUUUCAUGGUGUUGACUAUGGUUCUUGGUGCUGGUAUCAUGGCUUUGCUUGGAAAAUGGGCUUGA
Molecule: messenger RNA, 1056 nt
Organism: Penicillium griseofulvum
Lineage: Eukaryota; Fungi; Ascomycota; Eurotiomycetes; Eurotiales; Aspergillaceae
Gene: zrfA
Product: high-affinity Zn(2+) transporter ZRT1
Exons: 1
Coding region: 1-1056 (351 amino acids)
Biological process (GO): zinc ion import across plasma membrane
Cellular component (GO): plasma membrane
Molecular function (GO): high-affinity zinc transmembrane transporter activity
Source: RefSeq, a predicted model, not a curated record